CCUACGUAAACAUACGUUAUACCUACGUACAUGCGUUAUAUCUACGUACUCACGCGUGUUACGCUUACGUACACACGUGCCAAUAAUAAAAUAAUAAAGUAGGGGCCUAAGUGUACGUCACUGGGCCGGCUCACACCUGUUGCCCUGGAUAGAGCACGCGGGUGAUACGCCACUGGCCGUAAACUGUUGGCACGGCUCACCUGUUGGCCUCAGCAGUGCUUGUCUGGUUUCUUGAGCGUGCGGUUCCUUUUGCUCGCCACUCUCGCAGUCCGUUGAUACCCGGUCGUUUUCAGUGUCUUUGCAUUCCUCGAAUUCGUAGGAACCCUAAGGGGUUCAAUGAGGCAGGACCCUCGACGACGCCCACGGAAAUCGAAGGACGAUUUUCCACGGAUUCCUCGGCGUUUUAUCAGCGUUAGGGCCGGAUUGUAUGCAAAUACUCGAGGAAAUAUCCGUGAGUUUGUAUCUGACUUCGUCCGACCCCGCCUCGGCUAUCGUAUCGUUAUUUACGUUGGUGACUAACGUUCCCGUGGAAGAGGUCCACUCCAGGCGAUCGUGCAUACCGCACGAUCAUUUUGCACACAGGGACGUAGUUUACAACGAAGGUACAAGAUCAGCAUGAAAAUAAAAACUCUAAUUCGACGAUGCACGUAAACGGGCACUCGACACACGGUGCGAAGCAAGAAAUGGUAUCAGACUGCAAAGAGAAAUGGAAAAACAUCCGCAACGGUUUUGUCCGGAGCUUGAAGCUCGCAGCAAGCGGUUCGUCCACAAGACAGAAGAAACCGUACUAUCUGCACGACGUUAUGCAAUUCGUGCUACCUUUCGUAAAACCCGCGUCUCACACGCGAAUCUCCGGCAACCAGCUGUCACCUCCGACCGUCGAAACGAUAAUCGAAGAAACGAAACACGACGAAGACACGGACGAGGAUGCGACGAAGGUGUUUCUUUCGGCCCAGAAAGAUGACCCACUUGCCGGAAGGCAGAAUAAAAGAGUGAAACCAUGCGACGUCGAUCAAAUGUGUGCGAACUGUUCGCAGCAGAACCCACUGGCCGAUGAUUACAGGAAGUCGUUUUUGAUUAGUUUACUUCCGGAUGUUCAUAGACUGACGGACGACGAGAUGCGUGAAUUCAAAAUGAAGGUGUUAAUGGUGCUGGACGAGAUACUGGUGCGACAACAGCAUGGACACGCUACGCAGGCAGCGAACAGGAAUUUUUCACCGCCACCUUGCAUUAUAUCGCAUGUUUCUCAACAUGUGUCGUCCAGUCCGCCGUCCAUCGAUUCUUCGACGACUCCGCAGUUUCAUAGCAACUCGUUACCUAUCACGUCCAGCUCUAUGCACUAUGAUACACUUGCACAGCAAAGUAUAGCGCAUUGUAUGAGUGAUCAGAUGAAGAAAUAAAUUUUUUAUUUUUUGA
Messenger RNA from Megachile rotundata (alfalfa leafcutting bee), 1416 nucleotides. RefSeq lists its product as uncharacterized. Lineage: Eukaryota; Metazoa; Arthropoda; Insecta; Hymenoptera; Megachilidae. Gene Ontology annotation, cellular component: transcription regulator complex; nucleus. Gene Ontology annotation, biological process: regulation of transcription by RNA polymerase II. Gene Ontology annotation, molecular function: DNA binding. The record is from RefSeq and is a predicted model, not a curated record.